ACAGAAUUUGUCCUUGUGGGAGCCGAGCCUGGAGGGGGUGGGGGAAUCGCAACAAAAAGUCUUCCUAUCUCCUCACGCCAAGUAAGGGGAAAGAAAAACAAGGAAACCACCACCCCCAGGUACCAGUGUCAUUGUGGAAACUGGUUUUGGGUUAAAUGGGAAGUGGGAUUUAUUCGUCUUUUUUGGGUUUGUGAGUACCCUUCAGACCACUUCCUGUUCUAGACCAUCUGAUAAUGGAGUAUUGAGCUUCUUUAGGUCCAUGGAAACUUUGGAUCAAGAUUAUUUUUUCUCAGCUCUGCUUAAUGGUACCUGAGAUAUCGGAUUAGCUUCUCUAGAAGACUUCAAAUGCUGUUGCAGCUUCACAAUCGGCUGUUCACCUAUCAGAUGCAGUAGAGUUUUGAAGAACAGAGUGCUGCAUAAUUCUAUUUGUCUCUAUAAUUCCAUUUAGUUUUUAUUUAGAUUGCAUUGAUGGGGACAGAACUUAUUAGAGCUUGUGUUAAGGAAGAGAAUCUUGAUGUUCCACCAGGGUUUGAGUCACUAACAUCUUUCACCUUGAAGCGGGUAGAAGACAAUGAAAUCACGACUCCUUGCUUGGCAUCCACGAGUGGUUCUGAAUCACAGUCGAUCAAGAUGGAAACUGAGUUUGACAUUAGUGAUGCUGCAAACAUAUCGAGGUCCCUUAGGCGUAGACCAUGGAUAAACUAUGGUCAAUUUGAUAAUAGUUCAGAUGAUGAGUCUGAUUCUGAACAUCUUAACCAAAAUCUUCCUUUCAGGCGGCCUUGUCUUCCCAAAGGGGUUAUCCGUGGAUGUUUAGAGUGCAUUCACUGCCAGAAGGUUACUGCAAGAUGGUGUCCAGAAGAUGCUUGUAGACCUGAUCUUGAGGAGGCUCCUGUAUUCUACCCAAGUGAAGAGGAGUUUGAAGACACUUUAAAAUACAUAGCAAGCAUACGAUCAAGAGCAGAACCAUAUGGAAUUUGCCGAAUUGUUCCUCCAUCCUCUUGGAAGCCUCCCUGUCCUCUCAAGGAGAAAAACAUUUGGGAGGGUUCUAAGUUUGCUACAAGAAUACAGAGGGUGGACAAACUUCAGAACCGGGAUUCAAUGAGAAAGAUGCCGAGGGUCCAAAACCAAACAAGGAGGAAAAGGCGAAGAUGUAUGGGAACAGGGAUAGAUUUUGGACCUGGCACUGAAGAUGUCUUGGGCACUGCAGAUGUCUUGGGCCUUGGUCAAGUUGGAUCAUGUGAUGGGGAGACUUUUGGGUUUGAACCUGGUCCAGAGUUUACAUUGGAUGCAUUUCAGAAAUAUGCAGAUGAUUUCAGGGCUCAGUACUUCAGCAAGAAUGGAAAUGCUACUGAUUUGAGAGGUAACAUGACUAUAUCUCAGGAGCUGCGGGAACCAUCAGUGGAGAAUAUUGAGGGUGAAUAUUGGCGGAUUGUAGAGAAACCUACUGAAGAAAUUGAGGUGCUUUAUGGGGCUGACCUGGAAACUGGGGAUUUUGGCAGUGGGUUUCCCAAAGUUUCUAAUCCUGUUGGUUCUACCUCAGAUGAACGAUAUACAAAGUCAGGCUGGAACUUGAAUAACUUUCCUAGGCUACCUGGCUCUGUUCUCGCUUUUGAAAGUGGUGAUAUAUCUGGAGUAUUGGUACCAUGGUUGUAUAUAGGAAUGUGCUUUUCCUCGUUCUGUUGGCAUGUUGAAGAUCAUCACUUAUAUUCGUUGAACUACAUGCACUGGGGUGCUCCAAAAAUUUGGUAUGGUGUCCCAGGGCAAGAUGCCCUUAAAUUGGAGGCUGCUAUGCGAAAGCGUUUACCGGAUCUAUUUGAGGAACAACCUGAUUUACUUCAUAAGCUGGUCACCCAACUUUCGCCCUCCAUUGUGAAAUUUGAGGGGGUACCUGUCUAUCGUUGCGUUCAGAAUCCUGGAGAGUUUGUUCUGACUUUUCCUCGAGCUUACCAUUCAGGGUUCAACUGUGGCUUCAAUUGUGCUGAGGCUGUAAAUGUAGCUCCUGUUGACUGGUUGCCCCAUGGACAGAAUGCCAUAGAACUUUAUCGUGAGCAGGGACGGAAGACAUCCAUUUCCCAUGAUAAACUGUUGCUUGGGGCAGCGAGGGAAGCGGUGAGAGCUAAUUGGGAACUUAAUUUAUUGAAGAAGAAUACUUUGGAUAACUUAAGAUGGAAACAGGUCUGUGGAAAGGAUGGAAUCUUAGCAAAAACGCUCAAGGCACGUGUUGAGACAGAGCAUACGAGGAGGGAAUAUCUUUGCGGUUCUUCACGGGCAUUGAAGAUGGAGGCUAAUUUUGAUGCCAUCAACGAGAGGGAAUGCAUUGUAUGCCUCUUUGAUUUGCAUCUGUCAGCAGCAGGUUGUCACUGUUCUCCAGAUAGAUAUGCAUGCCUAAAUCAUGCAAAGCAGUUGUGUUCUUGUGCUUGGAAUACCAAAUUUUUCCUCUUUCGUUAUGACAUCAGUGAAUUAAAUAUCCUUGUUGAAGCUUUGGAAGGAAAAUUAAGUGCAGUUUACAGAUGGGCAAGACUAGAUCUUGGUCUAGCCCUGAGUUCUUACAUUUCCAAAGACAAUUUGCAAAUUCCUGGGCUUAUUGGUAAAUUAUCUCAGUCCUCGGAAGGAACAGUACUGAAUGAGCAGAAUUCUAAACCUGUAUCAUCCUUAAAAAAGGUAGGAGGGGCAGAAAAUGCUACUGGUAUCCCACUUAAUUCAACAGGGAACAUUGGUGAGACCUUGUUGCCACAGAAGGAGAAGCCAUCCAAAGCUUUAUUGGAUUUGGAAGGCAGGAAGGUUCCCAGUUCAAGAAACCGAAUGGGAAAUCAGAGGUUUCAGUUCACGAAGGAAGAAUCUGUACUUUCAGCUCCUAGUUUAGGAACCCCAGUUUGUCAUCCCUCUCAAGAAGACAUGUAUAAUACUGAAAACUUGGCUUCAGUGAAAUCUGAAUUGGAGAGGAAUACGUUUCCAGGGCAUGGUAAUGUUAUACUUCUCAGUGACGAUGAGGGUGAGGAGCUGAAGAAGCCAGUUCUAGAUAUUGCUAAAGAAACUCCUUUUGCUAAGCAUUCAGAAUUUUUUGAGAGGCUAACAGAUUCUGAUGCUAAAGUGAAUACCUGUAAUUAUGUUAAAGAUUCAGUUUUAACCACCCCCGCAACUAAUGCUGCAGUAUUGGGUGAAAGAAAUGCUAUUUCCUUACUUCAUGGUGAAAUGAAGAAUUGUUCAUCUUUCUCCAUGUUUGCAAAAGAUGAAGACCAUGGAAAAGGUGGAAUGCUCCUUGGAUCGAAUCCACUGAACUGUUCUUUUCAUGUAGGUUCUACUAGUAUAGAUUCUGACAGAAAUGCUCUGUACUUGUCGACUACAAGAGAGAACAGUGAUUUUAAUGUGGUAAAUGCUGGAAGUUACCUUCAGCAUCCGCUGCCACAUGUUGGCGGAAAACCUAAUGGUGAGGAUAACAAUGACAAGGUAGGACCUGCUGCUGGCCCAAAGUUAAUAGACAAUGCUAGAACCAUUGCAGGAAACCCAUCUUGCAGUCAAAACAAUUUGGAUAGAUAUUUCCGCCAGAAGGGACCUCGCAUUGCAAAGGUUGUGCGAAGGAUCAACUGCAUAGUUGAGCCUCUGGAAUUUGGAGUUGUGAUUUCUGGAAAGUUGUGGUGCAACAGGCAGGCAAUUUUUCCCAAGGGGUUUCGAAGUCGGGUUAAAUACAUAAGUGUUUUGGAUCCAACAAAUAUGUCUUACUAUGUCUCAGAAAUUCUGGAUGCAGGAUUAGCUGGACCUCUGUUUAUGGUUUCCUUGGAGCAUUAUCCAAGUGAGGUAUUCGUCCAUGUUUCUGCUGCCAGAUGCUGGGAAAUGGUGAGAGAGAGAGUCAAUCAAGAGAUCACGAAGCAACAUAAGUUGGGAAGAAUGCCACUUCCUCCUUUGCAGCCUCCCGGGAGUCUUGAUGGCCUAGAAAUGUUUGGUUUUUCUUCACCCACAAUCAUGCAGGCUGUAGAGGCAAUGGACCGAAAUCGAGUCUGUACAGAGUACUGGAACUCUCGUCCCUUGAUUGCACAACAUUCUCAAUUAGAAGGUAGUGUUGGAAACCUCCAUCGGAUGCCUGAGGAACAAAAUUAUCAGUAUGGCCAGAGUAACCAUCCGUUUCCGGUUGGAGUUGACACAAUACUGAGGGGCCUAUUCAUGAAAGCAAACCCUGAAGAAUUACACUCACUGUAUAGCAUUUUAAAUGACAACAGUAGGCCAACUGGUGAUGGUGGGCUGGUGACUCGGCUUCUGAGUGAAGAGAUUCACAAGCGGCCUAGGUGAAUGGCAGUGAGUAAUCUGUAAAUUCUUCAACCUGGUAAAUUUGGAAGUUGAUGGCAGUGAAGUGAAGAAGCUGGAAAGUGAAUCCAGUGGAUGCCCCUGUUUUAGUUAGUGGGUAUGGUAUCCACAUUCUUAGAGCAAAAGAGAGUGGGGGUAACAAAAUGAUGCAAUACCACAUCUACCGAUUUUUUUGUUCAUUCAACUUGUAUGAGGUUUAGUGUUGCUUAAGCGUUAAUAACAUGAAAUGAAAUGGGUUAUACAGGUGGAUGAUACUGAUUGACCUUAUUUUUGACAAUAAUACAGCAUUCACUAAAA
Molecule: messenger RNA, 4596 nt
Organism: Vitis vinifera (wine grape)
Lineage: Eukaryota; Viridiplantae; Streptophyta; Magnoliopsida; Vitales; Vitaceae
Product: putative lysine-specific demethylase JMJ16
Exons: 15
Coding region: 469-4284 (1271 amino acids)
Biological process (GO): chromatin remodeling
Cellular component (GO): nucleus
Molecular function (GO): histone H3K4me/H3K4me2/H3K4me3 demethylase activity
Source: RefSeq, a predicted model, not a curated record